UUCAAGUGCAGUUCCUUCUUAUUGUUAUCUGUACUGUGCAUACCUUCAUGUUCUGAAGCUAUGAUGGUUGGCCAACAUUUUGAUCUUGUUUUUUCUGGUUUACUAUCCCUUUAUCCUGCUGAUUGGAAUAAUGAGACAGUUCAUGUUAACAAAUGGUUUUAGCUUAUGAUGGAAACUAGCAUCAUCAAUCAGCAAAAUUUUCAUGAUCCAAAGCUUGGCAAUCAGGAAAAUGAAGAAAAUGUCUCAGAUACAGCUUAUUCUGACAAAACCCAGAAAGGUCAACCUGGUUCGAAGAUGAUACAUCCAAAUGAGCCCGAGAAAAAUUCAUAUCUAGUUUCUUCUGCUGACCUACCCCAUUCAAAACCAAGAGUUCACUCAGAGGAUCCAUUUGGAAAGGGAUCAGUGAGAUCCACAUAUGAGUUACAAAAGAGCAGGGACGAUGGUGAUGCUAAACAUUUCACUGAGUCUCCAGCUCGCCAUGACAAUGGUAGCCAUGUGAGUGGCACUGAUUCUGCCCAACGAGGCCAGGGAGUAGGUUCUGCUGACAACGGUAGAAAACCUUCAAGACAAACUAUUGGAUCUGAACACAACAUUGACCGUUCACCCCUUCAUCGCCAGGCAAAAGCCCCUGGCAGGGAUAGUCCUUCUUGGGAAGUAAAGAAUUCAUAUGGCACCAGCCAUGUUACCCCAGGAAGGUCCCGGUUAAGACCAUCUAACCGAGGGGAUGAAACUCCUGAUAAAGGUGCCGCUGUUCCAAAAUUUGGUGAGUGGGACGAGAGCAACCCUGCAUCAGCUGAUGGCUAUACUCAUAUUUUCAACAGAGUGCGGGAGGAGAAGCAGGUGGGGGCUGGACAUGUCCCAGGCACACCUAAUGCUAGACAAUAUGGUGUGCGGAAUCAGCCUGCUGAUGAGAAAGCUCAGAGUUGCUGCUUUUGCUGGGGAAAAAAAUGAUUUGUGUGAAAGUAUAAAUUAUAAUCUGAAGAGAAAAGAUAGGAUUGUGAAUGGACAUAAGGUGUGUCUUGCACUUGUAAAUAUUCAAGGAAAUCUCUUCCCAGGAAAGUAUUGUAGUCGUAUGUCUUAAAUCUG
This is a messenger RNA of Vigna radiata var. radiata (mung bean), 1086 nucleotides long. RefSeq names its product RPM1-interacting protein 4. The coding region runs from base 166 to 951 and encodes 261 amino acids. The transcript has 4 exons. NCBI's taxonomy places the organism in Eukaryota, Viridiplantae, Streptophyta, Magnoliopsida, Fabales, Fabaceae. The record is from RefSeq and is a predicted model, not a curated record.